CUGAUCUGAGUCUCUGUCUCGUCUGUCUGUGUGAGAGUGAACAACCGUCCAAAUGGCUCAACAGGGAGAUUUGCUGGACCAGGACCAGUUCUGUUGUUCUGUCUGUCUGGAUCUACUGAAGGAGCCGGUCACUAUUCCCUGUGGACACAGUUACUGUAGGAGCUGUAUUGAGGGCUGCUGGGAUCAGGAUGUUCUGAAAGGGGUCUAUAGCUGUCCUCAGUGCAGAGAGACCUUCACUCCAAGGCCUAAUCUGAGGAAAAAUAACAUGUUGGCUGAGCUGGUGGAGAAACUGAGGAAGACAGGACUCCAGGCUGCUCCCCCUCCUGCUCUGUGCUAUGCUGGACCUGGAGAUGUGGCGUGUGAUGUCUGCACUGGGACCAGAAAGCAGAAAGCCCUCAUGUCCUGUCUGGUGUGUCUGGCCUCUUACUGUGAGACUCACCUCCAACCUCACUAUGAAUCUCCUGCUUUGAAGAAGCACAAGCUGGUCAAAGCCACCGCACAACUACAGGAGAAGAUCUGCUCUCAUCAUGACAAACUGCUGGAGGUUUACUGUCGUACCGAUCAGCAGUGUAUCUGUUAUCUGUGUGUGAUGGAUGAACAUAAAGGCCAUGAUACAGUGUCAGCUGCAGCAGAGAGGACUGAGAAACAGAGGCAGCUGGGGAUGAGUCAGCAGAAGGUCCAGCAGAGAUUCCAGGAGAGAGAGAAGGAGCUGAAGGAGCUCCAACAGGCUGUGGAGUCUUUCAAGGUGAGUAUUGUUGACCAGAGGAGACACACCAUUUCAUUUCUCUCCUCCAGUCAGAGAGAGAGAGAGGGGCCCCUAUUCAAUCCCACUGACCCCACUGUUGGGAACAGGCUGUCUGGACCCCUUUCAGAGAAUAGACUGGUUCAUUUAACCAACUGGGCUGCCUCAUCACAUAACCAUGAGUAACCAUGACUGACUCAUGUCCCCUAUACAUUAAAAUGGAGCUGUCUCUCUCUCAAUUGAAUUAAAUUCAUAGGGCUUUAUUGGCAUGGAAAUAAUAUAUGUUUAUAUUGCCAAAGCAAGUGAAAUAGACAAUAAACAAAAGUGAAAUUAACAGUAAACAUUACACUUGGAAGGGG
Molecule: messenger RNA, 1101 nt
Organism: Oncorhynchus masou masou (cherry salmon)
Lineage: Eukaryota; Metazoa; Chordata; Actinopteri; Salmoniformes; Salmonidae
Product: E3 ubiquitin-protein ligase TRIM47-like
Exons: 2
Coding region: 53-928 (291 amino acids)
Molecular function (GO): zinc ion binding
Source: RefSeq, a predicted model, not a curated record